Molecule: messenger RNA, 2223 nt
Organism: Marchantia polymorpha subsp. ruderalis
Lineage: Eukaryota; Viridiplantae; Streptophyta; Marchantiopsida; Marchantiales; Marchantiaceae
Source: the annotation of a GenBank genome assembly
AGGGCGGGUGACAGUGAGUGACCAUGGUUUGGUCGUGGUUCGAGUAACAGUGGUGAGGGCUCGAACUCCAACCGGAGCUGCUACCAGCUGCACCGCAGGAUUCAGCGGGGGCCCGAGGUUCGAAUGCUCGGCACUUCGAUGGCGUGAGCGAGGGAGGCUUUGAAUCGGGAAUCGUCUCUUGCUCGAGCAGCGGUGUUCUCCUGAUACGAGCGAGGAUUUUUCGACCGAUGGCCGGGGAGAAUCAAAAUUCGGGGAAAAGUAAUAAGAGGAAGAAGCGGCACGCCAAGUAUUUGCAACAUGGUGGGAAAAAGUCGACCAUUUCAUCAGGAGUGCAAGGUUUCCUCAUAACUUGUGUAGGCGGGAAGGAGCGUCAAAGCAUCAAGGAAGCAAUCAGUCUUCUAGACCAGUUCUUCGAGAAAGCCGAAGUUCGGACCUCGUCCGAGCCCGCUAAACCCUCCACCCUCAUCGCGGAGGCUGGAGAAUCUCUAGAGAAUGAAGCAAAGGCUGUGGAAUCGAAGGAGGAGUCGACUACCACUGAAGCAGAUGCGGUAGCCGAACCCGGGGUCGACGAUGAAGAGGAAGGCGACGCAUCCGAUGGUGAUGGUGAUGGUGAAGACGAAGAUGAGUCCGAAGACGAUGCCGGUGAAACUCUCGGGUGGGUCAAGUCCAGACGGCUUGAUGAAUCUGGCAAGGCACAAGCGUCUGCCAGAGCAGCAGCUGAUCCACAAAAGCAAGGGAGCGACCAACCCAAGGGAAGCGCAGCAGCAACUAAAACCGUGAAAGAUGCCAGCAGGAGCUUUGAUGAACUUCUCGCAGACGAACUCAGCGAGUUGCGGGACAAAAAGAAGGCUCGAUUUGUAGGCUAUGAAACCGGCUGCAAUGGUGUCAUCUUCGUUCGCAUGCACGUGAAAAAGGGCGUUGUCGAAUCCAAAGGGCCGAUGGAACUUGCUGAAGCAAUAGUACGUGAUGCCGCCUCAACCAAGCAGUCGAAAACGAGGCACUGCAUGAGGCUGUUGCCAGUCGAGCUGACGUGCUAUGCUUCUACAGCCGAGAUGCUCAAAGUAGCAGAGCCUCUCAUACAGCGACAUUUUCCAGCUGAUCAACCGUCCAUCAAGUUUGCUGUCGUUUGUGAAGCGCGGGCGAACACGAACUUGAAGAAAAUGGACUUCAUCAAUGCAAUCGCGAAGCUAGUCCCAGAGCCCCAUUCUGUAGAUUUGAGUAACCCUCAGAAGACCAUCCUCGUGCAAGUUGUGAAGACGGCGUGUGCGAUUGGAGUCGUACAAGAUUUCAAGGAGCUAGCGAAAUACAACCUUCGACAAUUGACUACGCCAGACGUCAAAUCUGCAGGAAGAGCUCCUGCCGAGUAGUGCUCGGAUCCUAUUGUGAAUUUACACUCGUUCUUCUAGGUCGAAGACUGAAGGAUCCUCAGAGCAUGGAGCGCAUCAUGAUCAUCAGAUCAUGCUCCUGUCAUUAGCCAAGUGCACGUUCAUACCCAACCAACCAUCAAAAAAACUGAUGGAUGAAUGCGAAGAAACGAAGAAGUUCCACAUGUCGGCAGCGAUGGAAAGCUUUCGUCCGAUAAGUUUUGUCCGGAAGAUGGAUUAUGACUAGUUGGCGCUUUUGCAGUUUUGCUCUCUAACUGCUUUUCGUACACUUGUACACCGUCGUCGUAUUUGUUGCCAAACAAGAAUAAGAAGAAUGUGUUUCACAAAUAUAGACUUGGGCGUUUAUGCUGCGGGACGGCCCCGGGACUCUAUGGGGUCAACCCCAUUCAAUUUUGGUUCUACUAUCGUGCCCCGAGUGGCGAAAAGGCCUUCACGGAUGGUGAAAGGACUGUUAGUAAAAUGUCUCUCACUAACUUGAAUGCUUUCCGUACUCUUAUAGAUCUCAUAGUACGUACAGCUCGUGUUGAUUAUCCUUCCACACACUCCGAGAUAACUCUGCUUUUACUGAGGAUGACUGAUAUUGGCUUACUCUGGACCUCAUCUUUUGAUUGUGAAGGGAGGAAACUGACUAGCUUGUCCGAAUUGUUUGCGGUGGUCUUCAGCGCUAAAGUAGAGAAGAGAACUAUUGGUUUGUGUUACGUGAAUGUCUAAUCUUCGUAAUGGGAUCAUCAAAGUUGCGCGUUUUGUGAAAUACAUGUAAUCGUUCAACAAAUAAAAAAAAAUGGCUUUGAAUGCGCGCAUCUUUCCUCAGUGGCCGAGGUAUGCUCGCGUUGCAGUG